UUUUCCCCAUCCCCUCCUAUUAUUCUUAUUCUUUUGAGUAUUCUUCAUUGUCAAGCCGCCAAAGUGGAGAGUGUGAUUGCAGAAGGGGGUGCUUCUCGUUUCAGUGCUUCUUCGGGGGGAGGAGGUGGUAGGGGUGCACCUCAGCACUAUCCCAAGACUGUCGGCAACAGCACUAGACGAGAUGUCAACUCCAGCAAUGAAAAAGAGCGACACGAUGCAAUCUUCAGGAAAGUGAGGGGCAUACUCAACAAACUCACGCCUGAGAAGUUUGACAAGCUAUGCCUUGAGCUCCUGAAUGUGGGCGUAGAUUCAAAACUCGUCCUUAAAGGAAUCAUCUUGCUGAUUGUGGACAAAGCCCUAGAAGAGCCGAAGUAUAGCUCGCUCUAUGCUCAGCUAUGUCUGCGCUUGGCAGAGGACGCACCAAACUUUGAUGGCCCUUCAUCUGAGAUCCAAACAUCCCAAAAGCAGAGCACAACCUUCAGAAGACUGCUGAUUUCCAAGCUUCAAGAUGAAUUUGAAAACCGCACCAGAAAUGUUGAAAUCUAUGACAAACAUGACAACCCUCUUACUUCUGAGGAGGAGGAGCAGCGUGCCAUCGCCAAGAUCAAGAUGCUUGGCAACAUUAAAUUCAUCGGGGAACUUGGCAAACUUGACCUCAUCCAUGAAUCUAUCCUUCAUAAGUGCAUCAAAACACUUCUGGAAAAGAAGAAGAGAGUCCAGCUCAAGGAUAUGGGGGAGGAUCUGGAGUGCCUCUGUCAGAUAAUGAGAACAGUGGGGCCGAGACUCGACCAUGAGAAAGCUAAGUCUUUAAUGGAUCAGUACUUUGGCCGUAUGCGAUCCUUAAUGAACAACAAGGACUUGCCCGCUAGGAUCCGCUUCCUGCUGCAAGACACAGUGGAACUGCGAGAAAACAACUGGGUCCCCCGCAAGGCUUUCAUCGACAACGGACCAAAGACGAUACACCAGAUCCGUCAGGAAGCAGUGAAAGAUUUGGGUGUUUUCAUCCCAGCACCCAUGUCUCAGGGGAUGAGAAUGGACUUCUUCCUGGAAAGCCCCUUCAUGCCCAACAGAAUGAAACUGGACAGAGAGACUCUCGGGGGAUUGGCCGACAUGUUUGGACAGAUGCCAGGCGGUGGGAUUGGAACUGGCCCGGGGGUUAUUCAGGAUAGGUACUCGCCCACUAUGGGACGCCAUCGCACCAACCCGCUCUUCAACGGCCACGGAGGCCACAUCGCCCCUCCACCGCAGUCACAGUUUGACAUGGGCCCCAAGUCUUUUGUCAAGUCCAACCAGGUUCAGAACCAGCAUUUCCUCAACCAGAACCAGAACCACAUGGCCCAGCAGCAGGUACAGUCCAAGGACAUGCCUCCACGAUUCAGCAAGAAAGGACAGCUCAAUGCAGAUGAGGUAUCCAUUACUACUCAGAUCAGCCUGAGACCUGCGCAGUCAUUCCUACUUAACAAGAACCAGGUCCCCAAGCUCCAGCCCCAGAUCCCCAACAUGAUGCCUCCAAGCGCCCAGCCCCCACGCACUCAAACCCCUCCACUGGGACAGCCUCCACAGCUUGGCCUGAAGACCAACCCUCCGCCUAUCCAAGAGAAACCUCAGAAGAUAAACAAGAAACCACCUCCUGCCAGGGAAGAACUUAUUAAGAUGACGGAGGCGGCCAUGACUGAUUACUUCAACAGUAAGAACCUGACCGAGGCUGUGAGCGCCGUGCGAGAGAUGAGGGCUCCCAAGCACUUCCUGCCCGAGAUGCUAAGUAAGAUCAUCGUGUGUUCCCUGGAUCGUCCCGAUGAGGACAAGGAGCACGCCAGCACCCUGAUCCACAUGCUUCGCACCGAGGGCCUCAUCACUGGAGAGAACUUCAUGCAGGCCUUCCUCACCGUCCUGGACCAGUGCCCUAAGAUCGAGUUGGACGUGCCCCUGGUGAAGUCCUACCUGGCCCAGUUUGCGGCGCGGUCCAUCAUCGCGGAGCUGGUGAGCGUGGCGGAGCUGGCUCACCCGUUGGAGAACGGCACCCACUUCCCCCUCUUCCUGCUCUGCCUGCAACAGACGGCCAAGCUGAAGGACCGGGAGUGGCUCACUGACCUCUUCCAGCAGAGCAAGGUCAACAUGCAGAAGAUGCUACCAGAAAUUGAUCAGAACAAGGACCGCAUGCUGGAGAUCUUGGAGGGGAAGGGCCUGAGCUUCCUGUUCCCGCUGCUGAAGCUAGAGAAGGAGCUGCUGAAGCAGAUAAAGGCGGAUCCCUCUCCACAGUCCAUCUACAAGUGGAUUAAAGACAACAUCUCUCCCAAACUCCACACCGAUAAAGGCUUUGUCAACAUCCUCAUGACCAGUUUCCUCCAGUACAUCGCUCAGGAGCUGUGCAUAGUGGAGGGCGACGACCAGCUGGCGGCCCCCUCCAAAGAGCAGCUGGAGCAGGAGAAACAGUUACUGCUGGCCUUCAAGCCCGUCAUGCAGAAGUUCCUGCACGACCAUACCGAGCUGCAGGUCAGCGCCCUCUACGCCCUGCAGGUGCACUGCAACGCCAGUGGGUUCCAAAAAGGCAUGCUGCUGCGCUACUUUGUCCACUUCUACGACAUGGAGAUCAUCGAAGAAGAAGCCUUCCUUGCAUGGAAAGAAGACAUUACUCAAGAAUUCCCUGGAAAAGGAAAAGCUUUAUUCCAGGUCAACCAGUGGCUCACCUGGCUGGAGACCGCAGAGGAAGAGGAGUCUGAGGACGACGCGGACUGAGAAAACCGAAGCAAGAAGCAUCAUGUGGUGUAGAAGACCGACUUAAUCUUGUUAUUACACUCGCCUUUUUCCUUUUUAUUAAACUCCAUGCUUAAGUUAACCACUAUCAUGUGGCACUCAGCUGCUUCUGUCUCGCAAAUAUAAACCGAAAGCUUGUACCUGUAGGGCCUCAUGUGUUACCACCAGUACCGUGACAAUAGGAGGAAGCAUCAUUUGAUCUGUUGCCUAAUGGAUGUUUGAUUUUUUUGGGGGGGUCUGUGUCCUGAUCAGCUACAUGAAUUGUGAAAUCUGGAGUGGCUCAACCAUGUGUUUUUUUUUUUUUCUUUUUUUUUUUUGCUCUGACUGUUAGGUUUGUAACAUUUUUUUUUCUCCCUACUUGUAUUGCAUGUUUUUCAUUUCCACUAAAUUUUUUUUUUUACUGAUUUGACCUCUUACCCCCCUCUCUCCUCCUCCCUCAUAGUAAACAGCUUUAUUUAAAAAUGUAUAGGAUUUCCCCCUCCUCUCAAUAAGUCAAAUUAAUAGUGAACUUUGCUAAUGCUAGUUUAAAAAAAAAAAAAGAAGCAUAGAGGCGUUAACUAAAGGUCUCGUCAGUAAUCUGCUUUGUGAACUUUGUUUAGGGCCAAGCUGAGAGUCUUAGAUGCUUUAACGUCGUACUCAAACUGUAAGAAAAGGGGGUUUAAAUUUAGUAGAAGGGCUGCAGACUGAUCAAUGCAUUAAAAAUCGGAAACAUGCAACAUUCUGCCUUUUUUGUUUAAAAAAAGAAAGGAGUGGAAAAAAAGUGAUUGCAAAAAGGAAGGGGGCCUGUUGAAAUGAGAGCAAAAGCAAAAGCUGGCCAAACAUUUCAUAAUGAAUUUAAAGGUGCGUGUUCAACCGUUGCUUACUAAAAAAUACAAAAAAAAAAAAAAACAGUUUUCUGCUUCUUCUGUUUUUUGUUUUUUUUUAAAAUAAAAGUGCUCUUCAUAGUCGCUCAUGAUUGAUGAUGAGCAUUUUCAUCUUUUAUUUUCUCCUCCAUCAGCAGAUUUCUCCCCCGUUUUUUUUUUGUUUUUUUGUUAUCUGUCCCUUAUGUCGUCAAUUAUUACAUGAGUGGUUGCAAUACUCCUCAUCCUCCAAAUGUUACAAUAUUUUAAAAGAACUGUAAUCAUUGGUGUGCCGCCGUAACGUUUCAAAGUUGCCUGUGUUUCUACCUCUUAGUUAGAUGGGCUUUGGUUUGUUAUUUUUUGUGUGCUGGGAAUAAUGAAAUCUACUAAGAAGAACUUAAAAAAAAAAAGAGCCCAAGCUAUAAAUGCUGAAGUAUUUGAUUUACUCCUGGCCUAAUUGCACAAUAAAUUUAUUGAAGCAGACUUUUCCUAUGAAGCUUCACGUGGUUUACAAGUAUUAAAUAUUUAAGAUCGUAAGAAACGCUUGUUUUUAAUGGAAUUCGGCAGCCUGACAACCUUUUUUUUCUUUUUCUUUUUUCUUUUUUUUUGAGAAAUGUUGUACCCUGUUAAAAGGUGUGGUGGUGGGGGGGGGGCCGUAGCGGGAGUUUCAUCUCGCCCCCAGAUAUUGGAGUGACGGUGUGAAUGUCGUCUGUUUACUUCGAUCGCUCGACAAAGAAAGAGGAAUAUUUUUAAUGGUUUUCUUUAAUUGGCCAGAAAGAGGAAAAAAAAAGAAAGCAAAACAUUUUAGAUAAGUUGUAUUUGACAUUUCCCUUUACUAAAAAAACAAAAAAAAAAACAGUAACAGUUUAACACAGCGUAAGAAAUUAUAAGAAACAUCGACUUUUAUCCAAGAACUGUGCUCACAAGCCAUGUGUAUGUAUAAGGCAAUGGAUUCGGAUCAUAUUAAUUAUUGUGCACCUCUAUUGCUUUAAUGUCAAUAAAGUCCAGUUCAUGAGCACCAAAA
Scomber japonicus (chub mackerel) is the source of this 4617-nucleotide messenger RNA. It is a transcript of the gene eif4g2b, whose product is annotated as eukaryotic translation initiation factor 4, gamma 2b. Lineage: Eukaryota; Metazoa; Chordata; Actinopteri; Scombriformes; Scombridae. The coding region runs from base 610 to 2736 and encodes 708 amino acids. Gene Ontology annotation, molecular function: mRNA binding; protein binding; translation initiation factor activity. The record is from RefSeq and is a predicted model, not a curated record. The transcript is spliced from 20 exons. Gene Ontology annotation, cellular component: eukaryotic translation initiation factor 4F complex.